AUGAAAGUCAACCUUGGGGAUGAUGCCAUUGAAACUUUGGAAACUAUCUUCCGAAGAAUUAGAAAUGUACUUUUGGCUGGUAAAAAAUAUGUAAAAAUUGUACAAUUUGAACGCAUCAGCUUGUACGAAUUACAACAACAAUUAAGGCAACUUCUGGGAAUUGCUAGUAUGGCUCUUUUCAGAUGGGCUCGUCAUUCUAUUGCUUUAGUAAAAAAAUAUUGUAGAUUAUCUUCACCAUUUAGAGGUCGUUUACAAAAAACU
Funneliformis geosporum is the source of this 261-nucleotide messenger RNA. NCBI's taxonomy places the organism in Eukaryota, Fungi, Glomeromycota, Glomeromycetes, Glomerales, Glomeraceae. The record is from the annotation of a GenBank genome assembly.